Chrysochloris asiatica (Cape golden mole) is the source of this 1827-nucleotide messenger RNA. RefSeq lists its product as uncharacterized. Gene Ontology annotation, molecular function: transcription corepressor activity. The record is from RefSeq and is a predicted model, not a curated record. The transcript is spliced from 3 exons. Gene Ontology annotation, biological process: negative regulation of transcription by RNA polymerase II. Lineage: Eukaryota; Metazoa; Chordata; Mammalia; Afrosoricida; Chrysochloridae. Gene Ontology annotation, cellular component: nucleus. Bases 1 to 1827 code for a protein of 608 amino acids.
AUGUAUGAGUCUUUCAGCUGUCUUAGCUCAGGAGCUCCUGAGCCAACUCUGAGAGAGGGGGGCGACUUAGACGAGACCCGAAGAGAGCCAACACCCACCUUCACUGAACAUGUGGAGAGCUCUAAAGAUAAAAGAUGUAAAAACCUAUAUCCAGAAGAAAAUUUUCCGAAGGUUACAUCUGUCGCUGAGUUGUACAAUACACCAAAGAACUGCCCUCCUAGAGAAGGUGGUAACUUGCUUCUAAGUUUGUCAUCAAUUCCAAACGGAAGUCCAGUUAAUCUUCAAGCUCACAACCUUCCAUGUGUAACCUGCGAUGAUCGCUCGGGUCUGAAGGAAAGCAAACAUGGUGAACACAUGCGUGCUGUGGCGUUAGAUGUCCAGGGCGGGGUUGUUGGAGGCCCGAGUUCAUUUAUGCGGAAGAAAGAGACGGGAGGUAAAAGUCUCCUGUACCAUCAGCUGGAACACAAAACCUCACAUCAAGUUCUAACAGAGGAACUCGGAGGACGUAAAACUCAAACCAAUGACUGGGCCUUUUUCUCAAUCCCUUUAUCUGAUGAGGAACUGCACUUGGGUUCUGUUGGACAACCAUACUCAGGGAGCUGGCCUGAGGGGCCUUGUACACUUAUAUGUGAACAGAGACUGAAGAAAGACAGAUGGCGGAGACAGACCUGUGCCCGUGGCAGUGGGGACCUGGUUACGUUGAUAUCUACAUCCAAAGGAACGUUGGGUCCAGGAAACAGUCCAGAACCAUCAUUAGAGGAGAAGCUCAUGAUAGAAGACGAAAACUUGCCUUCUUCAGUUGAGACUAUCAGUUCAUGUACAGAAACAAGUAUCUUCAGAAACAACCUACCUGCACUGGGGAGCCCACAGGGUGCCUUAGUGUCAACCAAUAAUAAGAAAAGGAGACAGAUAAGGAUUUCCAAUCUGACAUCAAACUUUGACUUAUGGGGACAGGCUAACACUGUAAAGGUAACGGGAGUAGGUGUCCCGUUAACAGAAAGCCAUGGGCUAAAAAUUAUUUGGGGAGCUGAAAAAGAUAGGCUAUCAAAAAUCAAUAAUGAUAAAGAGAAGAUGGAACACCUUAGGACCUUCAGUCAUCAUCCGUUCUGCGUUUACCUUGAUAUUAUCAAGGACUCCCCUCUAGGAACUGGUAGGCAACUCUCUUCUCAUUGCCUGUCGUUUAACAGACUAAAGUACUCUGUGUAUUUCUCCCACAAUCCUAUUCCUUCUCUUGGGCUCCAGUGUAGGUCUAGCUUUUGGAAGGUGUCUUUUUCAAGCAAGAAGCCCCUCUUGACUUUCAGAUCUCACACAAGAGUAGACAGUAAACAAGAUGGCGUAGGGUUGAUUUCUUCAGAAGUCUCAAGUCACCAACUUGAUACAUUAUACGCUUUUAAAGUCGUUUCUGAGCGUCUCUUUGUAAGGGAAAGGCUUGGUGAGAAGCUGAAGAGUGGGGAAGAACCCUUUCAGUGCCUACAAACUGAAGACAACCAAGAUUUACAAAAGACUCCUGUGAAUCCCCUGGGGCUACUGCAAUCACAGGAGUUUGCCUGCCUGCUAUAUGUGCUUGCCUUCCUGAUCCUCCUGGCUGCUGCACUCAAGUGUCAAGAAGAGGCCCAGACCACCGACUGGAAUGGCAUGCAUAAGACAGACACGUACCUGAAUGCCACCUUGGACGCCUUGGGAGGAUCUUUGUUGCCUGCUGACCUCGUGGUUCCCCUGGACUGGCAGACCCUGAGGACGCUCUAUCUCCAAUGGAGAGCGGCAGUCAAGGUAGAUGUGAACACAUGGCUCCCCAAGAAGGCCUCCCCCAACUGGCUUCUAAAAUAA